GCACGCUACCAUAUUGGCUGCUGCAAUUCGCGGGAACGGAAGUCGAGGGAGAGGGGCUGCCGGCGGCGCCUCAAUCCACUUUAGGGUUUGCAAUCCGCCGGCGGCGGGCUAAUCGUGGAUGAAGUUGAAAUAUUGGUUUAGUGGCGCUUCAUUUCGAGUAAUGCCAUUUUCCUGUCGAAAUGGGUCUGCGAAGUUAUGGAGGUUGCUGGUAUCGACAUCUCCUCCUGUUGUACUCCUCUGUCUUCAUCCGUGGAUUAACAUCAAACCUGGUCAGGUAUGCUUUAUUUGGUUAUCACUUCAAAGAGUUAUCACUAAUAGAAUCAAGUUUUUUGCACGUGAUCACCAAAAUACAGCAUGAUUUGUUGGCCGUCUAUGCUGCUUCAUGAGCUAUUACUGCAUAUUAAGGCCUAUGCCUUCUAAUUUUGUUUCAUACACGAACUACUGUGAAAUUCUUCCUUUAGCAACUAUAACUAUUAAUUCACAUUUAUUUAAUUUCACUUGUCUAACCUUUCAUAUAUUCUUAUCUAAUUCAAACAAGUAGGAGUUCCUGUAGAUCGCUUUCUAUCAGUAAUGCUUGUUCUGUAUUUUUUUUUAUGGGGUUUGGUCGUUCACUACAGAAGACUUGAUCUCGCCUGUUAUGUCUUAGAAAUAGACGUAUAACUAAUUUUUAUCUUUUUAAUUGUUUUGACCUAUGCUAUAAUAUACAAUUUUAUUGAGUUUUAGUGGUUAAAGAAUUAUAGAGGUCCCUCGAAUCCUGAGUUGGCGGGCAGUUUUCUAGUGGCUUCUUCUUGAUUUCAUGAAUGGAAGGGACAAAGCGAAGGUUGAGAGUGAAGUUUCAAAGGUUAUUCAGUAGUACCAGGCUGUUCUUUUGCAGAAAUAGGGGAGAAAGAUGAGAAGAAAGCGGAAAAGAAGACUGAGUUCAUUGAGAAAGCUCAAAGAUUGGGCCUGACAAUUUUUGGUCCACAAUGUAAGAAGCUAGAAACACGCGAAGAUUCGAGAGGCGAACUGAGCAGAAACCAUUGUCGUUACUUGCAGAGAUUUUCAUGACGAUUGGGGAGGGAUUUUCGAGAUCUUACAAAGACAAACCUAAAACUCUUUCUUCAUCAAUUCGAUCCAGCCGGAUAUAGCUUUCUGAGGUGUCUUUUUGCUGAUUGUGCUUGUCUCCUUGCGACCAGUAAAGGAUGGGUGACUUUUGGGCCUCUAACUUGAAAGAUGGAAGUUUGGAACUCUUAGACUCAUGGUAGAAUAAACGUUGUGCCUUCGUAUGGGGAUUGGGUGAAGAAAUCCAGUUAGUCCAUGGCAACCAUUUUUUUCAUGCUCAAUGGAAAGUUGUUGAUCAAAGAAGUUAUUUUGGUGCUCACGGAGGCUUCUCGCUGGAAGCUGCUGAAUUUUUUUGUAAAGGGAAUGGUGUUCUAGCCCAAAUCCAGUGGAUCCACUUGGAGGGUUCAAGAUGGUCAAAAUUAUCCCAUGGUUAAAAUUCGGUACCCUAACCUCUUGGGAAGUCCACGACCUGGCGCAAGAGUGAACUUUCGAAGUUUUCAAGAGUCACACGUCCGCGUUGAAGUUGAAAACCUCUUUUCACUCUCAUUGGAGACUCCUUCGGCCGGUUAGUGCACCUUUGUUGUCAGAGAGAGUUCAUUAGAGGCUUCGCAGUGGACCGUAGGGAGGAGGAAAUCUUCCACUUACAAUAUGCUGAUGAUACCAUCAUUUUUUGCCCUGAGGGGGGUUUUCUUGCUAAUUGGUGGUUAUUGGUUAAAAGUUUCCGUUUUGUCUUGGGUCUCUCCUUCAAUGUGACCAAAACUUCUUUAAUAGGCAUCACAAUUUAAGAGGAUAUCUUGAUGUUAAAUGCAAAUGAGCUGGGAUGAAGAGUGGAAAAGUUCCCUUUUUCCUAUUUGGGUAUACGUUUGGGAGGUAAUUUUCAGAACAAAACUUUUUGGGACCCGAUGUUCGGCAAGGUCAGGAAUAAGGUUGAUAAAUGGAGAAUUGUACUCUUUCGAAGGGUGGUGGGUUGACUCUUGCAAAAUCGGUGACAAAUAGUCUUCCUCUGUACUAUUUCUCCAUCCUCAAAGCUCAAAAGAGAAUCAUAAAUGAAAUUGAGAAUAUGGCUAGGAAUUUCUUCUCAAGUGGCAUUAGUUCGAAGUGUUCUUGUAGGAACUUAGUAAAUUGGGGAAAAGCUUCUCUCCCUCUUCAAUAUGGAGGCUUUUCAACAAAACAACAAUGCCCUUCUUCAAAUAGCUGUGGAGGUUUAAUCGAGAAAACUUUGCUUUAUGGAAGAGGGUGGUUUCUAGUAUCAUGGUGAAGACCCUCACAAUUGAUCUACCCUCCCCCGAAAGGAGUUGCAAAAGGAGGCCAUGGUUUGAAAUUACAAACAACAGUAGGUGUUCUUUUUUUCAGUUUUGUGGACUUCAAGGCUCGUCUAGGGGAAAAAAUCAGGUUUUGGAAGAACAAGUGGAUUGGGGAAAACACUUUGAAGGUUGUAAGAGGCUUCCAUUGUCGAUUGCAAGAAAGAAGAUUCAAGGGACUGAGAUUUGGUCUUGAGCAGCGGGUUUUUUGGUAGAGAACUUGAUAGUUGGUUGGGGUUAGUCCAGAAGCUUUAUGUUGUCUGCUGGGGGAUGGUGAUGACAAGGGGCCCUUUCACUCGAGAAGGAAGUCUAGAAUUCCAAAUAAAGUCAUGGUGUUCUUAUGGUCUUUAGCUCAGAGGAAUUUAAACACAGAAUCUCCUCCGAAGGACAUGUAAACAGUGAAGUGUCCAUUAACCACAUCUUUCUACAUUGUCCUUUUGCUACCAAAGCUUGGUCUUCCCUUCUUGACAUCCUUGGCCUUUCGGUUUGUAUGCCCAAGCACGUUGGCAUUUGGUCAGUAGAAGUCCUUGGGGGUUGGAGCUUAUCUAAACGGGCUGAAGUCCGUUGGAAUUGCGCAGCUAGAGUGCGCCUAACAUCUUUGGUUGGAAAGGACUCAUCCUAUGUUCGAAGAUAAGUCUUCUUCUUUUGAGUCUUUUUGUAGAAGUGUACAGUACAACUCACUUCGUCUUGAUGGUAUGUUUUUUCGGAAGAAAUUCAUUUUUAAUUAUAGCCUUUCCAUGAUUAUUUACAACUGGAAAUCUCCUCUUUAGUUUUCUGUGGGUAGGGAAACCCUCUUCCUCUAGCCCUCUUAGGUUGUUUAUCCCAUUUUUUGUGUUCAGAUACCCAAGUUUUCAACCGUUAUUAUCUUUUCUAAAGUUGAAUGUUCAAAUUUUCAAAAGACUCAAUGGUCGUUUGACGAUAGAUAGAUGUAAAGUAAAUUACAUCCACGAUAAAUGAUUCGAAUAUAGAUAGGUGGAAAAUAGUAUGGAAUUUACUCGUUUUGGGUUAUUUCAUCCUUUUUCUCCAUGUUUUUUCUAAAUUUCUUGUGUGUGUCAAUUAUUGCUUUUAAUUUUUUCUAUAUAUUAUUUGUUUUGGGGAUUAAAAUCUGAGCCAAAAACUUACUGAUGUCUAAUUGUUGCCAUACUCUAGAUUGGCUACUAGUAAUUACAUAUAAUUCCAUGAGAAUUAUAGGAAUUAUUUGACAAUUUAUCCUCUGCAUGUGUCUAGCACGUGUAAAAUUAUUUUUAUUCUUAUGGUAUCCCAUAGAUUUCACCAUGCAUUUAAGGAUUUAUGAGCAUUUUUCAUUGUGACAGUCAUUUUUCGUAAACUUAUUUUAAUUAUAUUUUUAUUUAGAAAAGAAAAGGCAAUUCUGUUGUCAUAAAUGUCUAUCUACGAUAAAAGGGAAAAGGGAAAACCAGGCCACAACCCAUCCAUAAUCCAGCAAAGCUAAAAACUGGUCCUUGAUCAGAACCCUCCCCAAAAAAGCGAUUUAGAAAGCAGAAGCGAUGCUUUUUUAGAGCUUUUUAAGAGAAUAAAUCUGAUUAUAUAAAAACAACAAAAGGUGAAAAGCCUACACACCAUUCCCUUAGUAUACCAUUUCAAAAAACGACUGUAUUUUUCACUCACUUUCCUUUGCUCAUUUCAUCCAUAAUGAUUAGACAAUAAUUCAAAAAACAAAUCUCAAUUUCAUUUCAGUUUAUUUUAUUUUUCUCUCUGCCAUUCCACUAGCUAAGAAAAAGCCUCCAUAGGAACUUCUUUUCAGCUAAUGCUUGGAUCUGUCUCAAAAAAAAUUGAGAAAUGAAAGCUGAGAAAGACAGAAGCAGUAUCAUUUUGGUUUCACCAUAAAAAUUCCGCCAUUUGCUCUGUUUUUUGUUAUCUUCUUCAUUUGCAGUGAUGAUGAUGAGAUUUGAUCGCUCAGAAUCCUUGGAUUCUUUCAGUUCCAUCUUCACUCCUAAAGAGCAACCGAGCUCCACCACCAUAGGCGGCUACAGCAAGGAGUUUCAGGCAAUGUUAGACAGUUUGGAGGAAGAAGACAACAGUGAAGACGGCGGUGGAAGCAGUGGUUCGGCACCGGAGAGAAAACGCCGGCUGAAGCCGGACCAAGUGAAGGCCUUGGAGAGACAUUUUGAAGUGGAAAACAAGCUCGAACCAGAGAGAAAAAUGAAGAUAGCUACUGAAUUAGAGCUCGAGCCAAGGCAAGUAACAAUUUGGUUUCAAAAUCGCAGAGCCCGUUGGAAAACAAAGCAAUUAGAGAGAGAUUAUGGAGUUCUUAAAGCCAAUUACGAUGCUCUUAAGCUGGAUUAUGAUGUUCUUGAGAAAGAAAAUGCUUCUCUUGCUUCAAAGGUAAGAGAGUUGAGGGAAAAAGUAAGCAGAGAAGGAACAAAGAUGAAAAUUCAAAGGGAAUUGAAGGAUGAGAAGAACUCAUUUGUUUCCACUAAUAACAACUCUUCUCUGAAUUCGAUGUUGAAUUCCUUUGAACUUUCCAGGAAAGUUUAUGAGAAUCAGACUCAGUUUACGAAGGCCAUGAAUGAGGAUCAAAGCUUGUUUAAUACAGAGGAGCCUUGCAAUUUCUGCUCUGUUGAUCAAGCUCCCUCCCUCCACUGGUAAACCCAUGUGUUCUUCCAUCUUCUUCAACUAUUAUCCUUCAUCUGUCUUAUUUUUCUGUCUUGUUUAGACAAGAUUUAAAGAGUAAUUUCAUGUUGGGAUGAAAGUAUAAUGCCGAUUAAAAGUGGAGAAGAUUAUUAUUAAUACGACCAUAUGGAGAGAGAUACUCUUAACGUUGAUCAAAUUAAAGGCCUUUAAUGUUCA
Cucurbita pepo subsp. pepo (vegetable marrow) is the source of this 5150-nucleotide messenger RNA. Lineage: Eukaryota; Viridiplantae; Streptophyta; Magnoliopsida; Cucurbitales; Cucurbitaceae. The record is from RefSeq and is a predicted model, not a curated record.